Pisolithus orientalis is the source of this 2894-nucleotide messenger RNA. RefSeq names its product tRNA synthetases class I (C) catalytic domain-containing protein. Lineage: Eukaryota; Fungi; Basidiomycota; Agaricomycetes; Boletales; Pisolithaceae. The coding region runs from base 57 to 2513 and encodes 818 amino acids. Gene Ontology annotation, biological process: cysteinyl-tRNA aminoacylation. Gene Ontology annotation, molecular function: ATP binding; cysteine-tRNA ligase activity. The transcript has 13 exons. The record is from RefSeq and is a predicted model, not a curated record. Gene Ontology annotation, cellular component: cytoplasm.
UUGCCAAGCUUUUGUAUUCUCUAUUGCAAGUCCAAGUUGGCUGAUUUUGGUCCUGUAUGAUUUGUGCACGAGUCAACCCUCGUUUCUCCCAUUUCGUUAUCAAUAAGCACCGUAGCCUGAAUUGCUCAAUCAGAACCGCCAUGUCCAUCAGGCAACCUCCCUGGAAGCCCGAUCUUCGUUGCACAGAGGAGCCCGUUCUCAGGAUAUACAAUUCGUUGACCAAAUCCAAGACGGAAUUCAUACCCAGGAAUGGACGCAUCGUAAAGUGGUACAACUGUGGACCCACGGUUUAUGAUGCAUCUCACAUGGGUCAUGCGAGGAACUACGUCACCCAAGAUAUCUUGCGGAGAAUAAUGUCAGAUUAUUUUGGUUACGAUGUGCACUUUGUCAUGAACGUCACCGAUAUAGACGAUAAGAUAAUUCUGAGGGCACGGCAAAAGUAUCUCUUCGAAAGAUUUCGUGACCAAGUCGCAUCUCUUUCCGCAGAUCUCAUUGACAGAGUGUCCGCUGCCUGGAAAGCACAUGUGUUGAAUAGGGUUUCGAGGGCCCUUCCAGACGAUGUCAAAGCACGGGAAGGGGAUGAAAACGCUGGUUGGUUGCGGAUCGAGCAGUUUAUAGAGGACAAGGACCGGAAAGCUGAGUGUCUGAAGCGCGACGAAAAAUUUGACAUGCACUUGAGAGCUGCUCUUCAGACCUUGACCGCACUUUCUAUUGCUCGAGAAAAACUGUCCUCUUCUGAAUGCGAUCGGGAGUUUGCGCUCCAGUUAGUCGAUGAGUCUCGUGAUAUACUCUCUGCAUCCCUAGAUGAAGAACUAAAACAUACAGUCACAGACCCAUCCAUAUUCAGAGCGUUGGCCGCGUACUGGGAGAACCGAUUCUUCAGGGAUAUGGACCGCCUACGGGUUCGUAGGCCGGAUAUAUUGACACGAGUUACCGAAUAUGUCCCGGAAAUUGUUGACUUUGUAAAGCGGAUCAUCGAAAACGGAUAUGGUUACACGCACGGCGGCAGCGUGUAUUUCGACACAUUGGCAUUUGAUUCGUCCGGUAAGCACGUCUAUGCGAAGUUGGAACCUUGGAGCAAGGGCAAUCGUGAGCUUCUUGCUGAAGGCGAAGGCGCACUCUCUGGGAGCAGUGGCAAACGAUCACCAGCCGACUUUGCGUUAUGGAAGGCGUCAAAAGCAGGCGAACCAUCGUGGCCAUCUCCGUGGGGUUCGGGUCGUCCAGGAUGGCACAUCGAAUGUUCGGUCAUGGCCAGUGCCAUCUUCGGUGAUAACAUGGAUAUACAUUCGGGUGGUAUUGACCUUGCUUUUCCUCACCACGAUAACGAGAUUGCACAAUCCGAGGCCUAUCACGGAUGCGAGUCCUGGGUAAAUUAUUUCAUCCAUACGGGCCACUUGCAUAUCGAAGGUCUCAAAAUGAGCAAAUCGUUGAAGAACUUCAUUACCAUCGAUGAAAUUUUGCGAAGAUAUACCCCCCGACAACUGCGCCUAGCGUUCCUGUCACAGUUAUGGAAUGCCAAAGUGGACUUCUCUGAGUCGUUGAUGACAGGCGAAGUAAGAACAAUCGAGAGCAAUUUCAACGUAAGGAGCCCACUAUUUUAUGUUGUUUAUUGUUCGGUCAACCAAUCUACUGUGCAGAACUUUUUUGCGACAGUCAAGGCCAUAGUACUUACGAAUAACGGACAAUCGGAUGGAUACCACCAUUAUGAAGACCCUGAACGAGAACUCAUGAAUGAGCUGUACCAGAGUAAACUGUCCUUCCGUGCUGCCCUCUGUGACUCGUUCAAUACUCCGGAGGCGCUCAAAGUUCUACGUGACCUUGUUUCAAGGACAAAUAUUUACAUUAAUUCUCGAGGUAAAUUGCUGAAUGUAGGCGUGGUGGAGCAAUCGGCCCGCUGGGUAGGUCAGAUGCUACACAUGUUUGGUCUUGGGGAAGGCUACGAGCCAGAUUUGGGAUGGGGAACAGAGCAAAAUAAGAAUGGAGGGGCAAACCGGGAAGGGGUUCUCAUGCCGUAUCUUCGAGUUCUCUCCUCGUUUCGGGAUGGAGUCCGGCGGUUGGCCAUCGCAAAAACCGAAGAUGCUCCCAAGCAGAUUCUCAAGCUCUGUGAUCAGCUGCGAGACGACGACUUGGUACCUUUGGGUGUUGCCCUAGACGACCAAGAAGAUGGGAAGGCUCUCGUCAAGCUAGUUCCCCCAGCUGAGCUAAUCAAAACCCGCGACGAGAAACGCCAGAAGCUUGAAGCCCAAGCUCUUAGAAAAGCUGCCGCUGCAGAAGAACAGCGGCAGAAGCGGCUUGCGAAACUUGAAAAAGGACGCACACCUCCAGAGGAGCUUUUCAGACCACCGAACGUACCUGAAGGUAGCUAUAGCCAAUGGAACGAAAUAGGUCUACCAACUGCAGAUGGUUCUGGAGAGAAACUUAGUAAAAGUCAGGAGAAGAAGCUUCAGAAGUUGUGGAAUGAUCAAAAGAAGCUGCACGAGGAAUAUUUAGCUUGGCAACAACAGCAGCAUUGACAGUGGUCGCUUCUACCCUAACAGAUUCUAAUAGGAUAUCAAGCAAAUUUCUACCAUUCACAGCUUCGCACUAUUAACUUGGCUAUUUGCUCUAGUCCAGCCUGGUCGUCCUCGUCGAAACCAGACAAUGCAAGACAGUCCAAGUCCAGCACUCCAAACACAAAGGGUCCAUCGCUUCCUUGAUAGAUAAGGGGACAUACAAUUUCGCUAUUAGUGGAUCCGUCACAUGCGAUGUGCCCUCGAGCCUUGUCGGCUUGGAGGUUGAUAAGCUGACACGCUGGUUUGCCGCAAAAAGGACCCAACAGCAAGUUACCCUUGUCUCGUGAUACACUCGGUUGGCUGCUUGUGGGUGUGGUGAACUGUGGGUGCGGGAACAGGGAC